Messenger RNA from Seriola aureovittata, 1116 nucleotides. It is a transcript of the gene zcchc9, whose product is annotated as zinc finger, CCHC domain containing 9. The record is from RefSeq and is a predicted model, not a curated record. Gene Ontology annotation, molecular function: nucleic acid binding; zinc ion binding. The transcript is spliced from 6 exons. Lineage: Eukaryota; Metazoa; Chordata; Actinopteri; Carangiformes; Carangidae. The coding region runs from base 104 to 898 and encodes 264 amino acids.
UGGCGCUGUGGUUUUCGUCCCGCGAAUAAACACAAAGAAGAAGAGUGAAUACUUCCGGUAACAAUACAAACACAUGGGCUGAAAACGUCUCAGGUGUGCAGUCAUGACGAGGUGGGCGAGAGCCAAUAAUGUCCAUAAACACAAACCAGUAGAGGCCACUCCAUGGAGUCAACUCAGAGGAGGAGGAGGAAGAGGAGGACGAGGUCAACAAGGACCUCAGAGGGACCACCUGAGAGGGACUCAGCCCGGCGGAUCAGCUGUGAAAAAACCCAACCGUAAGAAGAAGGACUAUGCGAGCGAGGACGUGAACGGGUUCCUGGAGUAUCUGCAGCAGACCGGACAGCCGCUGCCCAGAGGGGGAGGGAGGGAGGAGGAGCGGGAGCUCAGGGAGGAGGUGGAAGUCGCCCUGAAGAAAGACAGGAGGAGAGAGGACAGAAGGGUCAAGAGACAGAACAACAAGAAGAACAACAUGCUGUGUUUUAACUGCAGGAAGCCCGGCCACGGUCUGGCUGACUGUCCCGAGGCCGACCGAGACGAGGAGAUGGGCCGAGGCAUCUGCUACCGCUGCGGCUCCACCGAACACGAAAUCCACAAGUGUAGAGCUAAAGUGGAUCCUGCUCUGGGUGAUUACCCGUACGCUAAGUGCUUCAUCUGCGGUCAGACCGGACACCUGUCCCGCUCCUGCCCAGAUAAUCCUAAAGGACUUUACGCACAAGGAGGAAGCUGUCGUGUCUGUGGGUCAGUGGAACAUUUUCAGAAGGACUGUCCGGAGCACCAGGCUGCAACGAACUCUGUGACGGUCGGCUGGUUGUCCAACAACAUGAGCGCGGACCACGAGGAAGUCCAUGUUCCAGUGAAGAAAGCCAAACCCAAACAGACGAAGGUGGUGAUGUUCUGAUUAGCUGAGAAGGUCGACAGCUCCACACACACACACACACACACACACACACACACACACACACACACACACACACACACACACAGCUCUGACCAGCUUCAGCUCCUGGACUCCAGCACACGGACUAAGAACCAUCCAGUGACGUGGUUCAGACACUUUCUGUUUGUCUUUGUUUAUGAUCCUAAAGCUUCUUUAUAAUAAACUUGUGCUUCUGUGUU